This is a messenger RNA of Coffea arabica (coffee), 1143 nucleotides long. RefSeq lists its product as uncharacterized. NCBI's taxonomy places the organism in Eukaryota, Viridiplantae, Streptophyta, Magnoliopsida, Gentianales, Rubiaceae. The record is from RefSeq and is a predicted model, not a curated record.
AUGACGGAAAGAAGUCCUGGUAAUGGUGUUGAUCAUGCUGAUCCACAAUAUGUGCCAGAUAGACAAGAAUGGUUGAUAGAUGGAUUUUGGCACUGCAUCAAAAAUGGCAAAUUCACAAUGAGAAAUGUGUAUCAUGCUCUAAUAGAUUUAUUGGAAGUAAAUCAGAAAGCUCAAGUUGGCACAAGCUCAGACAAAGAUCCACUGGUGCACUGUCGGGGGUUCCAAGGUUUCAGAGUUCCAAGAGGGUGCCCGAUUGUAACCCAUUUGGGAUAUGCGGAUGACGUGCUAGUUUUCUCAAGUGCGAAUGCCUCCUCCUUGCGUCUUGUCAUGAGUGUCUUGGAAGAAUAUGAGGCGUCCUCUGGCCAGCGAGUGAAUAAAUCGAAGAGUUAUUUUUUAGGACAUGCUUCCUUAGGGAGAGCGAGAAGGAUGGUGAUUCAGCGGAUUACGGGUUUCACAUCUGGUUCCUUUCCCAUAAGGUACCUAGGAUAUCCUUUGUUUUAUGGCCGUCGAAAGAGAGAAUAUUUUGCGGGGCUAUGCCAGGCUGUGGUAAGAAAGAUUGAGUCCUGGGAGCAUAAGUUGUUGUCUGCAGGGGGUCGGAUUGUUUUGGUGAAGCAUGUCCUUUCUGUUUUGCCAGUUUAUCUCUUGAUGGCUGCGUCUCCUCCGAAGUCCGUGUUUAGGGAGAUUGAAGGGUGGUUCUCAAAUUUCCUUUGGGGUGAGUCGAAAUGGGGCCUUAAGUGUCAUUGGAUCAGGUGGCAGGAUCUUUGUGUGCCGAGGGAGGAAGGUGGUCUGGGGUUUCGACGCCUGGAGGAUGUUCACACAGCCUUCUCCAUCAAGCUUUGGUGGAACUUCCGUUCUUUGUCUUCCCUUUGGUCAUCCUUUAUGAAAGCCAAGUACUGUGCGCAGGUACACCCUAAUUUAGUAAAUCAUCAUGGGGGUUCUUUGGUCUGGAGACGGAUGCUGACGGUGCGUCAUCUUGCGGAGCUCCACAUUGGAUGGAUUGGGCGAUCUGGAGGUUUGAAUUUCUGGUUUGAUAACUGGAUAGGCACAGGUUCACUGGCCUCGCGACUGGAUAGUGUAUCGGAUCAUUUGGUUGCCGAUUUCUUAGAGGAUGGACAAUGGAACCUGUCACUCCUACAGCAAUGA